Messenger RNA from Phycodurus eques (leafy seadragon), 1793 nucleotides. Its product is annotated as zinc finger protein OZF-like. The record is from RefSeq and is a predicted model, not a curated record. Gene Ontology annotation, biological process: regulation of transcription by RNA polymerase II. Gene Ontology annotation, molecular function: RNA polymerase II cis-regulatory region sequence-specific DNA binding; DNA-binding transcription factor activity. Lineage: Eukaryota; Metazoa; Chordata; Actinopteri; Syngnathiformes; Syngnathidae. The transcript has 3 exons. The coding region runs from base 285 to 1538 and encodes 417 amino acids.
UUGAUUUGAUUUAUUUUUUAAACGCGACCACACUUCACUGAAUAUUUCUUCGCACUGAAGCCACUGAAGCAUCGACACAGCGCGUCCAUCGCUACUUUAUUGGAGUAUAAAAUCAUUCAUUUAAUCUUCGUGUCCGCUUAAACUCUUCUCGGCCUAGCUUAGCUUAGCUUAUUUUAGCUCAGCUUGCUAGCUGCUACCAUAAGGAGACGCGUUUGUUCUCCACACAUCGCUCGGACCGGAUCAAGUGUGUGCGUGUAAAUUGUUGUGGGUUUUUUCGUGCGAAAAUGUUCGCAAGACCUACGGGAGAGUACGAGGAGGAACUUAGCGGAACAGAAGACGCGGAGGAGCGAAAAGGUCAACGACUGGACGCCGUUUUCAAGACGCCUCGAGUUGUGUUACACGCAGCAGGACCAAGCCUUUGUGACGCUCUCCAUCACGGUCAAUCGCCUCUAGACGUCACUGAAAAAUAUCCUCGUCCUGCGCAACAGGAGCCAGGGUCUGCUACGAUUAAAGAGGAGCAGUUAGAGGACGUUCGCAUUAAAGAGGAGGGUGACAUCACAGGGUUGACGGUGACUGUUGUCCCGUUGAAGAGUGAAGGUGAAGGCGCAGGUCAGUCGGAGGAGAACACAGGGGCGGGGCCUCCAAGCAGCAGUCAACACAUGAAAACAGAAGACGAUGGAGACCACAGUGGAGGAUCACAGGGCGAGAGGCUCUCAGCUCCACUGUCCGAUAGUGACGACACGACGUCAUACUCUCCUCACACUGAUGAUGACGAACAUUCUGAAGACGAUAGUAGGACAUCUCACACUGACAACAGACACUGGAAAUGUUCUCAGUGUCUGAAAACGUUUGUCUACAAGUCUCUUUUGAAAACGCAUAUGAUCUGUCACACCGGAGAGAAACCUUUUGUCUGCUCAGAUUGUGGUAAAAGAUUCUCUCACAAGGGACACUUAAGAACGCACGCAAAAACACACACUGGUGAGAAACCUUUUGCCUGCUCAUUUUGUGGGCAAAGCUUCUCUCAGAACGGAAACUUGAGCACACACUUAAGAAUACACACUGGAGAGAAACCUUUUUCCUGCUCAGUCUGUGGUCAAAGCUUCUCCACACAGGUAAGCUUAAAAACACACACAAGAACACACACUGGUGAGAAACCUUUUGCCUGCGUAGUUUGUGGUCAAAGGUUCUCUGAAAGGGCAAACUUGAAAACACACGCGAGAACACACAAUGGAGAGAAACCUUUUGCCUGCACAAUAUGCGGUCAAGGAUUCUCUCAGAAGGGAAGCUUAACGAUACACACAAGAACCCACACUGGUGAGAAACCUUUCCCCUGCUCAUUUUGCGGGCAAAGAUUCUCUGAAAAGGGAACCUUGAUAAAACAUACAAGAAUACACACUGGUGAGAAGCCUUUUGCCUGUUCAAUUUGUGGUCAGAAAUUCUCCCAGAAGGGAAACUUGAACAUACACAAAAGAACCCACACUGGUGAGGGUGGCGAAAGAGUCCCUCAUGAGGAUCAGGUUAAGAAACCCAAGCGCUGAUUAGAAUAACGGUGAUCAAUGAAGCUGUAAAUGCAGUUGUUAAAUAUUGAAGGUAACUAUUAUAGCAUUGAGUGUGCCGACCUUCUUGGAUUCUAGCGGGACAAGCGAUGUAUCUCGUUUGUCCAAUAUUUUUGUGAUCUCAAUAUCGACAGCUGUAAGGGAAUAAUUGAAUGGUAUAAAUUGUGUAGAAACUGACUCUUUGUGGAAAGAUGGAAACAACUGUUUAUGUGAUUUUAAAUAAAAUACAACUCUUCA